GGCCCAGCGCGGCUCGGAUUCUGUGGCGCUGCUCCGGUUGAGAGUGGGUGGGGGAGAAGCGGGCUGUGUAGCAGCUGCAGGAGCUGUCGGAGCCGUCCCUUGGGAGAAACUCCUCGAGGUGCCCAGGCUGAGACUGGGGGGUGAUGGCAGUGUGAGCUCUAGAUGGUGUGAGACCGGCCCAAAGCCAGACAAUGGCUGCAGCCUUGGAACCAGAGGACCAGGAUCUUUGGGAAGAAGAGGGGAUUCUAACGGUGAAAUUGGAAGACGAUUUCACCUGUAGGCCAGAGUCUGUCUUACAGAGGGAUGACCCUGUGCUUGAGACCUCACACCAGAACUUUCGACGCUUUCGCUACCAGGAAGCAGCAAGCCCUCGCGAAGCUCUCAUUCGACUCCGAGAACUUUGUCACCAGUGGCUGAGGCCAGAGAGACGGACGAAGGAGCAGAUCCUGGAGCUGCUCGUGCUGGAGCAGUUCCUCACUGUCCUGCCCGGAGAGCUGCAGAGCUGGGUGCGGGGCCAGCGGCCAGAAAGUGGCGAGGAGGCUGUGACGCUGGUGGAGGGUUUGCAGAAACAGCCCAGGAGACCAAGGCGGUGGGUGACUGUCCAUGUUCAUGGCCAGGAAGUCCUGUCAGAGGAAACAGAGCAUCCAGGAGCAGAGCCUGAGUCACCUAGUGAGCUGCAGGAUCCUGCGCAGACCCUGAGCCCCGAGGAAUCCUGUGAGGAGACCACUCAGAGCCCAGCCCUGGGGGCCACAGCAGAGCAGAGCCUGUGCCGUGACCUGGAGCUCCAGCCUCUGCAGGAGAGCGAGGUUCCAGUGCCCCAGGAGCCAAGCCUUCCUGAAGAGAGGACCACUGGAAACCCAGAGAUGGCAGCCCUUCUGACUGCGCUGUCACAGGGCUUGGUAACUUUCAAGGAUGUGGCUGUAUGCUUCUCCGAGGACCAGUGGAAUGAUCUGGAUCCAACACAGAAAGAGUUCUAUGGAGAAUAUGUCUUGGAAGAAGACUGUGGAAUUGUAGUCUCCUUGUCAUUUCCAAUCCCCAGACUAGAUGAGAUUUCCCAUGUUAGAGAAGAACCUUUGGUUCCAGAUACUCUAGAGCCUCAAGAGCCAGAAAUCCUGAGUUUUACCUACACAGGAGAUAGAAGUGAAGAUGAGGAAGAGUUUCUUGAGCAAGAUCUGAGUUUGGAGGACCUACACAUGUCUGUUUUAGGAGAUCCAGAAAUCCACCAGACUCCAGAUUGGGAAAUAGUCUUUGAGGAUGAUCCAGAUAGACUUAAUGAAAGAAGAUUUGAUGGAAAUAUUUCUCAAGUUAAUAGUUUAACAAAUCUUCAGGAAACCACGCCUAUCCACCCACUGUUAGGGAGACAUCAUGGUUGUUCUGUAUGUGGAAAAACUUUUACAUGUAACUCCCAUCUUGUUAGACACCUGAGAACUCACACAGGAGAGAAACCCUAUAAAUGUGUGGAGUGUGGAAAGAGUUACACACGGAGCUCUCAUCUUGCCAGGCACCAAAAGGUUCACAAACUGGGCACACCUUAUAAAUUUCCCCUAAACCGGAAGAAUAUGAAUGAGACAUCCCCUCUGGUCCCGGCUGCGAGAACUCCACCUGUUGAGAAGCCCUAUAGAUGUGAUGAUUGUGGCAAACACUUCCGUUGGACUUCAGACCUUGUGAGGCAUCACAGAACACAUACAGGGGAAAAACCCUUCUUCUGUACUAUUUGUGGCAAAAGCUUCAGCCAGAAAUCUGUGCUAACAACACACCAAAGAAUCCACCUUGGAGGCAAACCCUACUUGUGUGGAGAGUGUGGAGAGGACUUCAGUGACCACAGGCGAUACCUGGCACACCAGAAGACGCACACUGCCGACGAGCUCUAUCUCUGUAGUGAGUGUGGGCGGUGCUUCACCCAUAGUGCUGCAUUCGCCAAGCACCUGAGAGGACAUGCCUCAGUGAGGUCUUGCCGCUGCGAUGAGUGUGGGAAAAGCUUCAGUCGGAGGGACCACCUCGUCAGGCACCAAAGAACACACACUGGUGAGAAGCCAUUCACUUGCCCGACGUGUGGGAAGAGCUUCAGCAGAGGCUAUCACUUAAUCAGGCAUCAGAGGACCCACUCAGAAAAGACCUCUUAGCUAGAAGCCCAACUCAGGAGAUCUACGCUUGGCUCUGACCCAGGCACGGGCUUGAAGAAGCCCUCUGGCUAUCCUGGGGAGGCCUUUUCCAGGGAGUCUCCCUGACUUGCCCAGAUCGACAUAACUUCUAACCCCCACCCCAGGCAGAGCCUCUCAACUUCUCCUUGAGAAGCUAUUUUGCCCAAAAUUAUAACUUGAGUCAAGGCUCAUUCCUUGACUGGAGUGCUCUUGCCUCUGUGUCAUGGGUAUGAAGUAGGAGAAUUAGAAGACUUAAGAGUUGUGGCUAUUCUGUUUUUCCCAAUAGGCUGUUAGCUAUUCUAAAGACUACUCAACAGCCUGAAGUUUAAAGUUGCCCAGAAAAACCAUUUAGAUUUUGUAAGGGACCAGCCUACAGGACUCUGUCCUUCCUGGGCUCAGAUCUUAAAGCACACAGCCCUGAACUCAAGGCCGGAUAUUUGCAUCCUGAUGGCUUUGCCACACGUCACAGGAUAACUACACAUCUCACUGACUCACUUCCUCACCAUGCACUUUCCUUGAUACUGGGGAGAGUUGGGAGAAGUGUAUGAUGGGUGAAAACCUCAAAGCUGCUUCAUGUGGACCUUGUCAGGGUGCUCCCUUCCCUAUGGUCAAAGUCACACCAAGUGCCGACACUGCUAGAAAGGAGGACCUAGUCUGAAGCCUCUUUCCUUGUGUGGGGGGUUUUUUGUUAGAACACUCAUGCUGUUAGCCUUCCUACUAUUCUACCAGUCUCAGUUUUGUCCCUAGCACUUCUCCUACCACAAGUGAGAUGUAGCAUUUGGGUGCUGAGGGAUUUAGUAAAGCAUAAUUAAGUCAUAAUGAAAGCAUUUACAUUCCCACAUAUGUACCAACCCACUCACGCCACCUUCUUCACAGGGGUGUGUGAGGGAAUUUUGAAGAGUGUCAGUUUAUAAGGGCACUAUUAAUUACAGAAUCAUGACUGACUGGGUCACCUCACUUAAAUGAAGAAAACCGCAGAUCUGAGAUCAGAUGGAAAAACUUAAGAAAAAGCUAUUGCUGCUGGCCAAGGCCAUCAAGACUAUUCUGACACCAAACCCCCAUCAUCCUGACCCUGGUCCCUGAUAUCAGGGAAAGUUAUGCAUCCCAGCACCUGGGACCCUGAAGAAUUUACCAGGAGUAAAUGGCUUUCAUGUGUUUGCCUUGUUUGCUUUUUCUUAUGUUAUUUCAUUUCCAUGUAAGUAAGAACUAAAUAGUAGUACCAUGGCCCAGGGAUCUCUGUUGCCUGAUAAAGGUACCAUGGAAAUGAGGCUGAAUAAGUAUGAACAUCACCUGCGUUGAUUGUGGGAGUGGCAAGGACUGGGAGACUGUCCUCCAUGAAUGGAGCACAGGGUAUGGGAUUAAAGCAUGAGAAGGGAGAUGUCUGUGUCUGGUUUCUUCCACUGUUUUCCAAUGCAUGUGUACCAGGGUACACCAGAGGAAUAUGGGCAGGGUAAUAAGACCCCAAUCUUAAUAGCCCAACAAGGAAAUUCUCUUUUUGGUCAGUGAUGAUAUUUUAAUUGGUUUGGUUUUAAUACCAGUCAACCAUUGUCCUUUAGAAAUAUACACAUGAAAUAA
Molecule: messenger RNA, 3716 nt
Organism: Phyllostomus discolor (pale spear-nosed bat)
Lineage: Eukaryota; Metazoa; Chordata; Mammalia; Chiroptera; Phyllostomidae
Gene: ZNF202
Product: zinc finger protein 202
Exons: 7
Coding region: 192-2123 (643 amino acids)
Biological process (GO): regulation of transcription by RNA polymerase II
Molecular function (GO): RNA polymerase II cis-regulatory region sequence-specific DNA binding; DNA-binding transcription factor activity
Source: RefSeq, a predicted model, not a curated record